CGUUCUUCAUUUCACAGGUUGACAAAACGAAGUAUUCCACAUUUUACUUCGUGCUGUUGCAAUGUUGAUGAUUUACAGCAUAUGUUACGAUAUUUAGGUCAUCAUAGAUUAGUACAUGAGACUUGACUUGAUUAAAACAAAUCAUCUGCGUCAACAGGAGAAGCUGAUUCUUUGGAAGAAAGAUUUUCAUGUACAAUUUUAAAGUUUGGUGUAGCAAAAGAGGGACAAGAAAAGAACGAUGAUGUAGCAAUAGAGAAAAUGGAGAACAUAUUUGUCAGAGUGAAAACUGAACAACCUGGUGAUGUACCACAAGAUGAGAUUAUUUCUAAGUUCAGUGACAACAAUGAUGAUGAUCUGGAUAGUUCCAGUUACAGAGUUUUGAAUGUAAAAACAGAAACUGAAUUUGAAGAAGAUUUACAACAAAUUGAAUCUAGGUUAGAAAGUGCCUCUGUGAUGUGAUGGAUAUAAAAAUAAAAACAGAUAUAAAGACUAGUGUUAACAACUGUUGUGGAAGUCAAUUUCCUGGUUAUCAAGUUUUAAGGCAAGAAGAUUCCUUUACAGAAGUUGUCAAAUCUCCAAAACCAAACGAUGUGUAUGGAAAAAUAAGUUUAAAUACAAAUAAGCUAAAACAAACUAAUAUACCUCAGAGUGAUGACAAACCAUAUAGUUGUAUAAUUUGUGGACUAAAUUUUGCAACUGUAGAUAACCUGAAACAACAUAAGAGGACCCACACCACAGAGAAAUCAUAUAGUUGUGUAGUGUGUGGAAAAGAAUUUGGAUUAGUAGGUAACCUAAAACAACAUGAGAGGAUACAUACUGGAGAGAAACCUUAUAGUUGUGUAGUGUGUGGAAGAGAGUUUGGAACAGUGGAUAAUCUAAAACAACAUAAGAGGAUACACACAGGAGAGAAACCAUUUAUUUGUGUAGUAUGUGGAAAGCAGUUUGGAACAAAUAGUAACUUAAAAAUACAUCAAAGAAUACACACUGGGGAAAAACCAUACAGUUGUGCAGUUUGUGGAAAACAAUUUCGAACGAGUAGUACAUUGAAAAUACAUCAAAGAACACACACGGGGGAUAAACCUUACAAUUGUGUAGUUUGUGGGAAAUGCUUUAGAACAAACAGUGAAUUAAAAAUGCAUCAAAGAAUACACACUGGAGAGAAACCAUAUAAUUGUGAAGUGUGUGGAAAAGAAUUUGGAAUAGUGGGUAACCUAAAACAACAUGAGAGGACACACACUGCAGAUAAACCAUAUAGUUGUGUAGUGUGUGGAAAAGAAAUUGGAACACUGGGUAACCUAAAACAACAUGAGAGGACACACACUGCAGAGAAACCGUUUAUUUGUGUAGUUUGUGGAAAAGGAUUUGGAACAGUGGGUAACCUAAAACAACAUGAGAGGAUACACACUGGCGAUAAACCUUACAGCUGUGCCAUUUGUGGUAAACACUUUCGAACAAAUAGUGAAUUAAAAAUCCAUCAAAGAAUACACACUGGGGAGAAACCAUUCAUUUGUGCAGUUUGUGGAAAACAAUUUCAAACAAAUAGCUCUUUAAAAAAGCAUCAAACAACACACACUGGGGAGAAACCUUACAGUUGUAUAGUGUGUGGAAAACACUUUGGAAGAAAUAAUGAAUUAAAACUACACCAGAGAAUACACACUGGGGAGAAACCUUACACUUGUGCAAUUUGUGGAAAACAGUUUCUUAGAAAUAGUAAAUUAAAAUUACAUCAAAGAACACAUACUGGGGAGAAACCUUACAGUUGUGCAUUUUGUGGAAAACAAUUUCAAACAAAUGGCCAAUUAAAAAUACAUCAAAGAACACACACUGGGGAGAAACCUUACAGUUGUAUUGUGUGUGGAAAACAGUUUGUAACAAAUGGUGAUUUAAAAGUGCAUCAGAGAAUACACACUGGGGAAAAACCUUACAGUUGUGCAGUUUGUGGAGAACAAUUUGCAACAAAUAGUAAAUUAAAAAUACAUCAAAGAAUACACACUGGAGAGAAACCUUACUGUUGUUCAGUUUGUGGAAAAGACUUUGGAACAAAUAGUAAAUUAAAAGUACAUCAAAGGAUACAUACUGGGGAGAAACCUUACAGUUGUGCAUUUUGUGGAAAACAGUUUGGAAGUAACUCUUACUUAAAAAUACAUCAAAGAAUACAUACUAGGUAGAAACCAUACUGUUGUGCAGUUUAUGUAAAAACUUUUUGGAACAACUAGUUCCUUAAAACACAUCAGAAAAUACACUCCACGGAGAAGUCAUAUAGUUGUUCUGUGUGUGUGUGACAAACAAUUUGUAACAAACUGCAAAUUUAAAAGCCAUUAGAAAAUACAUACUGUUGAGAAAUUUUAAACAUAAACUUCACACUAUGUGGAAACUGUAAUAAAUUAUAACUUAAAAAUGCACAAAAAGAAUAGGCUAGUCCUAUAUCUAGAAAAGAGUCAUGGUAAAUUGUUGUUAAGACACUUUGACGUAGAAUAUGUCAUACAGUAGUUUAUAUAACGUAGACCAAAUGAAACUGAACAUUUUGUAAAUGACUGGUACUUGAGUAAGGGAGCACUAUUCACAACACCUCACAAGUGCAUGAUAUAAUUAUGGAGUAAUACUAAAUUAAUAGUUAGGGGUAAUUAAAUGAACAUCAUAUUUCUCUUAUUUUUUCAGAUUUGGAAAAAUACUCAGAAUACAGUACUCUAAGAUUUUCAACACAAAUUCUGAUUCUACAAGUUACACAACACAAAAUGUUCUUAGAGGUCCAAUCUCAUGGGUGGUAUAAUAGAAUGACCCAAUCUCAUUAAUGGUGCUAAUGGUUCUUGACUAAUGUUCUCAUCAAGAGGUUUGGGAGUAAAAGGUACAGUGGUCCAGAUGUUGGCAGAUGUUCAGGUACAACAAUGUAAUCCCACUUGGUGACCAUUCCUUGAUCAGUAGGUGUUUGAAGAUUUAGUUGUGAUUACAUCAUUGUAGGAUUAUCUUCAGACAAAUCCUUUUCACUGAGAUGAAUAUGAAGAUGAUCAUUGUGAUGUCUCACCAUACAGUUAUCAUAAAAUCUAACCUUGUACGAUAAGGGUCCAGCAUGAAUAAUCUCGUCAGACAACUAGACAGUUCCUUGUUCAAAGUUCUUCACGUGGACUGUGUCUCUGAUGUAUAACUAUCUGGCUCUAGCAUGAAGGCCAUGUGACUGUUUCUAUCUAGAUUGUUCUCUGAGUAUCUUGGACUCUACUUUGGGGUGCAAUCAGUCCAAGUAAGACUGAAUCUUCUGCUUCAGUAGAAGUUCCACAGGUGAUACUCCUUUAGUGCUUUGAGGAGUUAUCUGAUAUCUUGCUAGAAAUCAGUAGAGUUUGGUUUCAAGAGUUUCACCUUCCAUCUUCUUGAUACUAUUCAUGGUUGUUUGAACAGCACAUUCAGCGAGACCAUUAGUUGCAGGGUGGUAUUUACUAGCACAGAUAUGUUUAACUCCAUUGUUCUUCAUGAUUGCUUUAAAUUCUAAGCUGGUGAAACUACUGCCAUUGUUUGAUACAAGAGACAUUGGAAGUCCAUGUGUAGCAAAUAGUUGCAUACGUUUCUCAAUAGUUACAGAUGAUGAUGUGCUUGAAACAAUAGAAGUGUCAAUCCACUUUCAAUGAGCAUCAAUCAUGACCAGAAUCAUCUUGCCCAUGAAUGGUCCUAGAUGAUCGCAUGGUGUGGAAGGCCAUUCCCAUGGAUGCAGUGGACUUUCAGGUGAUGGUUUCCUUACAGAUUGACAGGUUGAAUACUCAUGCACUAUUAACUUGAUGUCUUCAUUCGGAUGUGGCCACCAGACAAAUGAUCUAAUCAGUGCCUUCAUCUGGACGAUUCCAGAGUGAGUAUCAUGUAAGUCUUCCAACACAUGUUGUUAACCUUGAUUUGGUAUAAUCAGAUGACUUCUGCAGAGUACACUUCCAGCCUCAUCUUAGCUUAUUUUUUUGACUAGCAUAAGGUAUCAAAUCUUGAUUCACUACACCUCCUUCACCAUCCAUCAUGGGUGAACUCAUACACUUCCAACAGAACUGGAUUCCUUUGAGUCCAGAUUUUUACCAUAUCCACAGUGACAGUAGGGUAGAAUCCCAAGACUUCAAAAGUAAUCUACUCAUAGCACUCACAUUUCCAUGAUCUUUACGAGCUUUGAAGACAAUGUGAUAACCAUACACUGACAACAUAAAUGCCCAUCUCUGAAUAUAUGGUGAAGCCAUCUAGUGUACAGCUUUCCCUUCAUUGAACAAGGUGAGUAGAGGUUUAUGACCAGUCAUUAUGCUUAAUCUUCUCCUUUAGAGAUAUUGCUGAAAUUGUUUUAUGCCAUGCACUAUAGCAAGUGCUUCUUUAUCCAGUUGUAAAUACUACACUUCAGUGGAUGACAGUGUUCUGGAUGUGAAUCCGAUUGGAUGUUCUUUAUCAUCAUUCAUGAUCUGGGAUAGAACUAAUCCAACACCAUAAGGUGAGGCAUCACAAACCAAUAUUAAUUCCUUGGAUGUGUGAAAGUGAACAAGAACAGGUGAUGAACUCAACAUUUCCUUGGAUUUUGGGAAUGCCUGAUCUUGAGCCUUUCCCUACUGUUAAACGAUACCAUUCUUGGUAAGAUGAUUUAAAGGAACCAUUAGAGGUGAGAGGUUUGAUAGAAACUACCCAUAAUAGUUCAACAAACCAAAGUAUGAAUGUAACUCAUGAACGGAUAUAGAAACAGGAGCCUCCCUUACAGCUCUCACUUUAUCUUCCAGUUGAUGAAGUCCAGCAGCAUCAGUCUUGUGUUCUAGGUAAGAUAUAGAUGCAGCAUUAAAUGUGCAUUUCUCCUUGAGUUUGAUGCCAGUAUUACACAAAAGCUGAAGAACCAAUUUUAGAGUACUCAGUUGUUCAUCAUCAGAAGGUUCUAUUACCAAAAUAUCAUCCAAGUAACAGCAGACACCAGAAAUAUCACUUGUUAGAUUAUCCAUUAAUCUCUGGAAAAUGCCAGGUGAUGAAGAGACCCCAAAUGAAAGCCUGCUAUACAGGUACAGAUCUUGGUGGAUAUUUAUUGUUGUAUACUUUUUUGAUGAUUCAUCCAGAACUAACUGUAGGUAAGCAUUACUCAGAUCUAUCUUUGUGAAGGUUUCACCUUCAGCAAGUCAGAAUUAUAGGUCUUCAACAUUCAGUAUGUAGAAUGUAUUAGUCUUAAAUAUAGCAUUGAUGAUUGUAUGAAAAUCACCACAUAUCUAUACUUGAUUCCAUCAUGUUUAAGGACUGGUACUAUAGGUGCUGCCCACUCAGAGUGAUAUACUUUCUCAAUUAUGCCCUAACGUUCCAGUCUCAAGUUCCGAUGCAACUUUACUCUGUCACAUAAGGCAUAAUGCACAGGCCUCAGCUUCAGAAAACAUGGAGUGGUAUCAGGAUCUACCUGUAGCUGAGCCUGAGUACCUUAAAUGCAUCCUAAUUCAUCCUUGAAGACAUCUGAGAACUGCUGUAACAGCUUCACUAAAUUUUGAGAUUUGAUACUCUCAGAAGAUUCACCUCCUUUAGACUUGACAACAUGAACUUGAUGAAUCUUAGGCCAGCCUAGCUGGAUUUGUGACAUCCAGUUUCUUCUGAACAGACUCGGUCUACUAUCAGACAUGACUCACAGAUUUUACUAUUUUCACGUAAUGGAAUGAGAGUCAGUGUAAGCUGGUCAUUUUUCCACAAACAGUCGAAAGAGAUCUCACUUAUGAAUGAAGAAUAUGCUCAAUUGUUGAUCUCCAUAACUAUUGAGGAUCCAUUCAGCUGAAGUUCCAUUGUAUAAGGAAGAGUAGAUGUACAACCUCCCGGGACUUGAUACAGAGCAUAGGCUGAUUCAGAAUGACUAUCAGGACCAUCUGAUGAAGAUAUGGUGGUGUUCAUCCAUGCAAUAAGCUUUGUGACCAAAUUUCUUCACAGGUUGAGAUGGUGUCUGAUAUUCUUUGUUCUCACGAGCAAGACAAGCACAUGGCAUUCUUGUGUAGACAUGCAGAUGGGUUUCUCUUGCUUCACCUUGAUAAAUUUCUUUGUCUUAUGUUGCAUAUGAUGUACAACAGAUGUAGUUGAAUUUGUGUCACUACUAAUACUGCAAGCUUGGACAUACUGAGUUGUAGCCUCAAGAGUCUGAGCUGUACUAACUGCUUUAGCAUAUGUAUAGUUAGCUUCCUGAAUAAGUUCCACAAGUCUGUUCAUCAUGUGUGGGAUCCCUUGCAUCCACUGACAAAUUAUCUCAAAGCAUAUUUUCCAACUGAUCCCCAAAUUCACAAUCCUUUGUAAUAUAUUUCAACUAAGCAACAUAGUUUUUGAACACAAGAGUUGAAUGCAAAUCUUCUUGAACAGGAUGAUGGUUUAGGAUUAUAAUGUCCUUAAAAGUUUUUACAUUGUCAGCAAAUGAAGUUUCUCCUGGUUUAUCAGGACUGAUCAAAUUUCUCAACAAUUUAUAAGUAUCACUUUCACACAAACUCAAGAAUAUUGCUUUCUUCUUGGCUUCAUCUGUAAUGUCAUUGGCUAUGAAAUAAAAUUCCAUUUGUUCCACAUAACUUGAGAAAUCUCCAGAGUCCUUCUGGUAUUAACCAGUGUGUCUAUAAAGUGCCAUGAUAAUUUAUGAUAGUUCCUCUCCAAUGUACAAAAAGAAUGCUCCCUAAGAAAUUGAACAGUUCAGCUGCGACAUCACUUUUCCAGGAAUUCACUCUGUGUGCGAGGUUCAUACAGUCAGUGAGUGGCAAUCCAGCAAAAGUUUCUAACACAACAAAGAGUAGAAACAUGCAACAAAACCAUCCACAAAUAGUUUGUGCUUCGAUAGUUAAGCCUUAUCUCUAAUUAGAUGAUGUUUGUGUAUGAUCCAAAUAAAUGUCACAAUCACACAAUAAAAUAUUCGGGUUGAAAAACGUGUGUAUUCUGCCAUAAGGAGAAACUCAAAACCUCCUACUCACAACACCUUGUGAGUACAUGAACUAAUUAGGGAGUAAUACUAAAUUAAUAGUUAGGGGGUUAAUUAUAUGAACAUCAUAAUAUUAUGCUAAUAUAAUAAUAAAUUAGCAAACAAAGAUUUAUAAGCAUAUAAAAUUAUUUAU
Molecule: messenger RNA, 7046 nt
Organism: Limulus polyphemus (Atlantic horseshoe crab)
Lineage: Eukaryota; Metazoa; Arthropoda; Merostomata; Xiphosura; Limulidae
Product: zinc finger protein 227-like
Exons: 5
Coding region: 459-2168 (569 amino acids)
Biological process (GO): regulation of transcription by RNA polymerase II
Molecular function (GO): DNA-binding transcription factor activity; RNA polymerase II cis-regulatory region sequence-specific DNA binding
Source: RefSeq, a predicted model, not a curated record